AUUUCAAUAUGAGCUGUUUACGAAAUUUUCACGUUAUUUGCGUAGUUUUGUGGACCAUGUUGGGUCUGAUGUCAAGCUCAGAAGUUCUCCCUGAGAUGAAAAGUUUCGGCGCAGGCGGAAAGCCAGCAGAAACGAGUUGGAAAUGGAGUCGAGACAUAGUGAACGUUCAGCCAGAUCCUUGCACGUCCGACUCAGGAACCACCGGCAUUUGCUACAAGCCGAGCGACUGCAACGAAUUUCCUGAAGGAGUCGGCGAUGGAAGUUGCGCUCUUGGGGUCGGAGUUUGUUGUACAUUUAUAUACGAUGGAUGCUAUCUCACGGCGAAAUAUGCCGCGGCCGUCUUUGAGAAUCCAAGCUACCCUAAUCCUGAGAUGACAUCCUACAACAGCUGCCCCCUUGCCAUCACACCUGCCAAUAACAACAUUUGUCAGAUCCGCCUGGACUUCGGAGCCUUCACCUUAGCAGGCCCCAAUGCCGAGGGAGUGUGUGACCAGGACGCCUUCACAGUCACAGGCGCAACGUCAGCGGUCCCCGUUAUAUGUGGAGAGAAUACGAAGCAGCAUAUGUACUUCGAAGUGACUCCCGGUUUUAAUAAUGUUGUCUUGGACGUAAAAACGUCAACGGCGGGCAGCAAGUGGCAAAUUUCGGUAACCCAGAUCGAGUGUACUUCGCCCAGUCGAGUCCCGAGUGUUUGUCUGCAGUACUAGGCCGGGACCACCGGAACCAUCAAAAGCUUCAACUACGUGACGCCAACCGCUAUACCAACAGAGACCCGACAGCUUUCAAACCAAGAUUACACGGUGUGCCUUGCGUCGCAGCCGGACUUCUGCAGCGUCGCGUACACCAAAAGCUCUGAGCUCCCCAACGACUACAGCUUCUCAUUGACUGGAGAUACAACUGCUUAUCUGCCCCCGGCUCCCGGGUUCGUCGGGACAUACUGCACCACGGACUAUCUGACCAUCCCUGGGGCGGUCAUCACCGACUCGUGGUCCGUCCUGCCGCCGGGCUCCGUGGGUGACACUUUCUGCGGCCUGAAUUUCCCGGCCUCAGUGAAAAGCGCAGGUACUCAGCCCUUCAAGCUACACGUGAAAACCGACAACACAGAAACGUUCACGGACGUGUACAACGCUGGAUUUUCUCUUGACUAUUCUAUGAGCGCUUCUUGCUGAUUCAGUAAUUAUAGCGAGCAGCAUUUUGGUACCAUGAGCCGAUUUAAAUUUAAGUAGAGAACAUUUUCGAGAGAUUCCCGAUUGAUUUUAAAGAACAAUACUUUACCACCUGAUUGCUUAUAAAGAACAAUACUUUAUUACAGAACCGUUUAUUGACAUCAUGUCUCUAAAUUAGGUAACCUUGUUUCUGGGAAAUUCAUAUAUGAUAAAAA
Hyalella azteca is the source of this 1381-nucleotide messenger RNA. RefSeq lists its product as uncharacterized. Lineage: Eukaryota; Metazoa; Arthropoda; Malacostraca; Amphipoda; Hyalellidae. The transcript is spliced from 8 exons. The record is from RefSeq and is a predicted model, not a curated record. Bases 9 to 707 code for a protein of 232 amino acids.